Molecule: messenger RNA, 999 nt
Organism: Rhinocladiella mackenziei CBS 650.93
Lineage: Eukaryota; Fungi; Ascomycota; Eurotiomycetes; Chaetothyriales; Herpotrichiellaceae
Exons: 3
Coding region: 1-999 (332 amino acids)
Source: RefSeq, a predicted model, not a curated record
AUGGACAGCAUACCCGCCGUCCUGAUCGCCGAAGUUCGAACGGCUUUCCAGGUCUGUUCCAAACAAUAUACGGCGACCAGAAGGACUCGAUUCAGUACCUGGCGGCCGUUGUUGAAGAGCUCUCCGCCGACCAGAGAGAUUGAGAACUUGCCGAUUCAAGUUGUCCAUAGUCGGUUGAAAGCUCGACAGACACCAUCCCUCCCGAAAAAGGCUCCGACCAACAAAGAGCUCGUUCUUGUUGAAGAGGAGGAAGAGAAAAAGUCUCUCGACACUGGACGGAAAGUUGAAGUUCCAUUGAAGGUCAUACCCAAGGCUGAAAUCGCUCCCAACCUGACUCUUUCACCCAAAGAACGGCUUCAUAUCGAGCAGCUGACCAGGAAACCGCCUCCUCGGAGUGAAACCAAGGUGUAUAAGAAGAGGUUCCGGAUAUACAGCGCAGGCAAUGGCAGAAUAUACAUGCUCACCUUCCUCCGUUUCGCCUCAAUCCUCGCACUAAGUUUUGUGACUGUUAUCGUUGCCCCUGCCCAUUGGAUGAAUGGCAGCCCCCUCUAUCUGGUUGCUGGGAUAUGGCUAGCCGGCUUCAUUCCUUUCGCGUACAUCAACUGGACUCUGAGGCCGAUGGUGACAGAAGUAUUCCUCCGACUCCCUCGAUCCGUUCAGCACUCACCUAAAGUGGCCAUGGAGUACGCCAAAAGUCUGCCCGCCGACGCCAUGUUAGACCUGAGGUUUAUGCGAGCAUCAGCAAUCACAGACCUGAUAUCGUUGAAGAUCGCCAACACCAGACCCACGAAAAGCGCUAUGCGUCCCGUCAGCUUCGAGUGGUUUGGUCCUUUAGUCGAACCUGGUUCAUUCCUCAGACCGAAUCCCACUCAAUUCUAUGUACGGCCACAGUCUGCAUCUGGGAGGGCUGCAAGAGAUGUUGUUCCUGGAAUCUGGAGCAAGGUGUAUGAACGUCUUACAGGAGUGGAGAGCAGUGUCGUAUCCAAAUGGCGGAGAUGA